UGGUGGCGUAGCGUCUAGAGACGAGGGAUCUGCAAGCGGCCUGCCUGUUGAAUGGUCGAUUAUAGUUUGCUUCUCUCUCUUUGCUUUAUAGUUUUAGGAAUGUAAAACGGCAGAUAUUUUGAAACAGUUUAGAAUGAAAAGCUAACUUUGCUACUGCAGCUGUUUCACUGACAGAAAUGCCCGGUAAACGAGUGUCUCGAGCUUAACGUCAAAACAGGACUGUCAACAGCAAGAAGUGCCGAGAACUUAUUUUCCACCAUGUUAAAAUUCAGUUUCAGGAGGGAUAAAGACAAGGAGUUUAAGCAUAUAGCUCAUGGUUUGAUCCCUGCUGCCUCCAUUGCCCCCAAGGCUGCUGUGCCUCGUACCCCACCCCCACGCAGCCCCAACCCCUCACCUGAGAGACCCAGAUCAGCCUUAGCAGCGGCCAUCUUGUCUUCUUCGCUCACCGGACAAACAUGGGCCAUACCACCUGUGCGACCGAGGUCUUUCUCUGAGAGUGAUCGAUCCGAGUCCUUCAUAUCUGAACCAAACUUCAGCUCAACACUUUACACCCGAGACAGAUGGUCAGAAGAUUUGGCUGACCGGCCACGUCUGUCCUCUCCUGACCACUCUGAAGGGGAGUUGGAAGACAAGGAAGAGGAAGAGGAGGAGAAUGAAGAGAGCAGGGAGGAACAUGUCUACCAAAGUCUGGACAGACAGGAGAAUUGUUCAGUCACAGAACCUGUCUAUGCCCUGCCUCUAAAACUUCAGACCAGUACACCCCUGCAGACUCAGAUAUCUGGCAGAAGAGUGCCUUCUCCAGAUUUCACUGAGGAAACUAAUGUCCAUUCUCCUGAAGCCAGCUGUGUUUCGUCUAAGAAGAAAGCCUCUGUCAGGAAGAGCUCUGGAAAUCGAAUGGAAGAUGUGCCAUCCAACUUAACCAGCAACCACCCCAGCCAAUCCAGCCAAGCCAAAAACCCAAACUAUCACACCCAGCCAUCUCCAGAGCCCAGCACGGCCAACGGUUACAUGCAGAGGGACGAAGUGCGAGUCCUGACUGAGAAGAACACAAGGAUGGUGGAGGAACAAAGACUGCUGGAGGAGAGACUGCAACGCCUUGAACAGGAGCUCAGUCAGAGCCAGGCCUCCUCAAACAUGAGGUUCUCUGCAGGCAGCCAGGCAGAGCUACAGAAUUUAAGGCAACAUGCUCAAGAGCUGGUGGAUGAGAAUGACGCCCUUAAAAUGACAGUUCAUCGUCUGAAUGUGGAGCUGAGCCGCUACCAAACCCGCUUCAGACCAUUGUCCAAACAGGAGAUCUCCAGAAUCAGUGGCUUACCAAAGACGGGAUCUCCUCCUCCCUGGCUGCUGGACAUGAAGUAUUUAUCUCCUCUGCUGCUGGCUUAUGAAGACAGGAUGAAUGAGAAAGAUGUACUUCUGCAAACCACAGAGGAGGAGGUGAAGAGAAUGCGUGUUCAUGUAGAGGAGGUGAUCAAAGAAAAUGAGAGACUCCAUGAUGAAAUUGGAAAGCUCGGAGGGGUCAGCCAGAAGGACUGUCAUCAACUGCAACAGCAGGCCUUUCUGGUUCUGCAGGAGAACCAGGUUCUGAUUGAUCAGCUUGAGGCACAGCAUGUUAAGGCCAAGGCCAAUCACAGCAGACACCACUCUGAAGUAUCCAAAGUGUCCAAGCAACUGAUGUUGCUAGAGGCAGAAAAGCAGCAUUUGCAGGAGGACCUGGAGGAGAGCAAGAGGGCAAUGCAGAAAAAUAUGAGGGAGGUGCAAGUGCUGCAGGGCCGCCUGAAGGAUGCCGUCACCUGGGAUGAACAUUGCAACAUUGCUGGGAAACUCAGACGGCAACUGGAGCAGCAGGAGAGCAAGAAUAGGAGUGAAAUGGACGAGCUGCUUCUCAGACUGUCCAGCUUGCAAGAGGAGAAUAGAAGUCUGGCUCUUGACAAAGCCAACCUGAGUGCUGACAUGAAGAGAAUGGAGGCUGAGCUGGAGCUCGCCAGACAAGCUAACAGGAAGGCCGAGAGGAGGAUGAGUGUAUUGAAGCAACAGAGGGAAGAAUCUGUGCUGAAAGAGGAAAAGACUCGACAUUACCUGGGAGCUGUCAUUUCUGUAGCGGAGCAUAUUUCCCAGGAGAGGGACCAACUAUUGCAAAUGGCUUCGGUUAUUCAGCAAGAAAAGCAGGGAUUCAUCAGCAGGAUUCUGAAUGGCACAGUUCGAUUCGGAAAACUACAGGAGGAGGUCAAAGUGUACCGGAGGCAGGCGUCAACCAGACUGGCAGCGUUGGAGGAGGCAGCGGAGGGGAGAACAGCUUCUUACCAGAGGGAGAUCCUUCACCUGCAGAGGCUGCUAAGAGAAAGACAGGAGGCUGAGGAGAGACUACUGCAGUCCAAACGGGAUAUAGAGGAGGAGCUGGAGGUGGUGUGGCAGGCAGCAUCCAGAGAGAACCAGCAGAUGAAAGAGACUCUUUUGGACUCAAGGCUCACCGGGGACCUCCAUGGUUGGGCCUUUUCCAACAGCACCUCUCCUGGCUGGCCUUCUCAGGCCCCAGAUGAGAGCACCACAUCUACCUAGCAUCAUCCACAUCAUCCCUCAUGUUCACCUCUCAUCAAAGCCCUGGGCUCCAGAGAAGGUCCGUACUUAAAUCUGACUCAGAUCACCAAAACAACUCCUUGGACGAGAAGCACAAGCAUGGGCUGAAUUUCUAUUGCUAAAACUCUUGGAGCCAUAACCCACAGGUGUGCCUGUCCAUUCAUACUGGCACAAUAGACAUGUUAUGUUUCUGUAGAUGAGUUAGAGUCAAAAUAUCAACCUGCAGGCUUCUGCCUGCUUGACUUUGCUUCUCAGAUAAAAUCAUUGUAAACUUGCACCAUCCUUUGUAACCAAUAAACUGUUAUAACUACAUUGUAAUCACAUCUAUCUGAUGAUAGCUGAAAUCUCUCUGUGGAAGCCAGCAUGUACAGUUAAAGGGAGACAACAGUAAUCUGAGGAAGCUCAUUUAAUACAUUUUUGUGCUGUAAGUAAAUUUGGUUUGGACAUUGCAGUGAACAGAGUGGCCAAAGAGGUGACAUUGGACUGUGCAGUCAGAAAAACUCCACUUCUUGAACAGUGUGAUAUCCAAAGAGUUUUGUAAUUUGUUAAAAAAAACUUUCUUUUAAAACAGUCUCAGGGUUUUACAGACUAUGCCAAAUAAGUCGGACUGUUGAGCUUGAUGAGGGCUCUCCUUUCCCAGAGAAUGUAGCCAAUGUUGCCAUCUGCUGGACCCACGUGGUAAUAUAAUUGUUACAACAUUGUAGCAACACUACAUGGUACAGACAUGGAGAAGCAACAGGUACACUAAAUCACUGUUUGUGUUUGUGUUCUAAAUCCAGGGGUCAAGUAAAACAGAAGACAUCCACAGACUUUAAACCUUUUAACCACAGGAAAUCAAACUGACUGUAUGUUUAAAAUGACCAAAAGAAUAUUGAGGGAUUUAUCAAGAGGAGAUACUGUUGAUUAUAUUUGCUUUGUCAGAAAUAAAUGUAGACUGAAGAGUAAAAGUGUUAACGGAAAAUAAGUGUUUAUACACUUAGAGAUGAACAUAUUUAGCUCUAUUUUCAUACAAUUAUUUCCUUUAUUAACUAUUGUGUUAAUACUGUAUUUUGUGACAUCCUAAAUUUAAGUUUAUUUGAUAAAUGAAUCUGCUUUAGACACAGUAGUGUAGUAACUAUCUUGCUACUGUGUAAACAAUAAAGCAGAUUUUCCCAGA
Thunnus maccoyii (southern bluefin tuna) is the source of this 3730-nucleotide messenger RNA. RefSeq names its product centrosomal protein 89 (gene cep89). NCBI's taxonomy places the organism in Eukaryota, Metazoa, Chordata, Actinopteri, Scombriformes, Scombridae. The transcript has 18 exons. Gene Ontology annotation, cellular component: centriole; ciliary transition fiber. Gene Ontology annotation, biological process: cilium assembly; mitochondrion organization; chemical synaptic transmission. The record is from RefSeq and is a predicted model, not a curated record. The coding region runs from base 259 to 2556 and encodes 765 amino acids.